Fundulus heteroclitus (mummichog) is the source of this 4195-nucleotide messenger RNA. Its product is annotated as cartilage intermediate layer protein 2. The record is from RefSeq and is a predicted model, not a curated record. Lineage: Eukaryota; Metazoa; Chordata; Actinopteri; Cyprinodontiformes; Fundulidae. The transcript has 9 exons. Bases 156 to 3905 code for a protein of 1249 amino acids.
ACGGCGAGACUGUGCAAGACCAGCAGCAUCACCCACACCUGAGGAUCUGAAGCCCCCUUCCCCCAGCUGUGAACAAGUGCUGCAGAACCAGUUGUUUGCUCAUUCUCCAGCUUGUAUCCAUGCCAAAUCCGUGAUCACCCGUCGAUAUCUGCACAAUGUUGGAAUUAACUAAACUCCUGCUACUGCUGUCUUUUCUGGCCUCAGUGGCUCUGGGUCAAGGAUUUUUAAGGACCAGGAACCCAUCAGACAGGAGCAAAAGGAUCUUCAAUACAUUUGUUGACUCACAGACAACAGGUGUGACGGAGUGGACAUCUUGGUUCAACAUCGACCAUCCUGGUGGAAAUGGGGACUACGAGCGCCUGGAAGCGAUUCGUUUCUACUACAGAGAGAGAGUUUGUGCCCGGCCUACAGCUAUGGAAGCCCGCACUACGGACUGGGUAGCAGCUGCAGACACCGGUGAAAUAGUCCACUCCAGUUUGGAGAAGGGCUUCUGGUGCAUCAACAAAGAACAACAGCACGGUCGAAUCUGUUCCAACUAUCAUGUUCGCUUUCAGUGUCCUCCAGUGCAGAGCUACUGGACUGACUGGAGUGAGUGGGGUCCCUGCUCAACCACAGUUUGUAAUGAUGUGGGAGUCCAGGUUCGGCAGAGAAAAUGUGUGAGCGCUCAGCCCAUGCCUCUUCUGUUCGUACCAGCGUGUAUAGGACAUCAUGCAGAAAGGAGGGAGUGCUCCACUCCACCAUGCACAGCCAAGUGGAGCCCCUGGGGGCCCUGGGGGAGUUGUUCAGUAACGUGUGGUGGAGGUCGCAGGACAAGGAGACGAACUUGUGUGAGGACUUCAGAGACGGUGCAGUGUGCAGGAAGACCUGCUGAGGUCCAGAAGUGUGGAAAAAGUCCAUGUCAAGCCAAAUGCCAGCUCAAGUGCGCAGAAGGCCAUCCCAGUGAGGACUGCAGCGUUUGUAUGUGUGCGGGCCAUGUGCUGUUCGGAGACAUCCAAACUGUGACUGGAGUCCCUGUGGCAGGGGCCAGUGUGGCUCUGAGCAGCCACCCCAAAGUGAUCCGCACUCUGACGGACAAGAAAGGGCAGUUCACACUCUCGGGAGUCUGCUCCUCCAGCUCGACUUUGAUUACCAUCAAUAAAGAGAAGUUUGUACCGGUUGUCGUCUCUACUUCCAGUAACACUACAGGGAUUUCCUGGCUACGGGCUGUCCUCAGAUCAGCUGAAAAGCCCUACAUCGUGAAGCACCCAGAGGACAAAGUGCGCUAUGAGGGAGGACGGGUGCUGUUGUGCUGUGCAGCUACAGGAUCACCAGCUCCUGACAAAUACUACUGGUAUCACAAUGGGACACUGCUGGAUAGGAACGUGUACAAGUAUGGAGAAGACCUUGUACUGCGAGACCUAAAGCUAGAGCAGUCUGGGGAGUACUACUGCAAAACCAGCAACCCUGUAGGCAGCAUCAAGUCAUCCCCAGCUCACCUUACUGUGAUUGCUAAAGAAUCACCAGCAUGCAACUCCUCACCUGAAAUGCACCUCGUCAGAUUACCAAUGGACUGCGUUCAACCUGGAACUCACUCCAAGUACUACAAUGCUGGUCGAUGCCCUCACAACAAAUGCCCGGGAUCCCUCGACUUUGACAUGCGCUGCAGAGAUGGUGCUGGAUUCUGCUGUGGUGUUCAGGAAAUGGAGAGUCGAAUCAUUGACUGUGGUACCUAUAAACUCCCUAUACGAGCUGUGAUACAGUGCAGUUGUCAGAAGUGCGUGCAACCCACUCUUCUGGUCCGUGGCAGGGUGGUGGCAGCUGACAAUGAUGAGCCUCUGCGUUUUGGGCAUAUUUAUAUCGGUAAAGAUAGAGUAGGCACAACCGGAUAUCAGGGGGGGUUUACAUUGCAAAUUGCUCCAGAUACACAAAGAUUGGUUGUAAAUUUUGUCGACCCUACUCAAACAUUUAUUGACACUCCAAAGGUGUUCAUUUUUGACAAGAAAGGUGGCUCCAUCUAUCAUAACGUGAAGGUCAUGAGAAAGCAGACACCAGUUGAUAUCAAUUCAAGUGAGACCAAUUUUAUUGACCUUGGGGAAAUUAAAGGGGAAGAUCCAAUCGGGCAACUGGUCAUUCCACCCCACUCCUUCCAUAAAGACAAUGGAGAAGUCUAUGAGGGGACAGUGAAAGCCAGUGUCACAUUCAUAGAUCCGAGAAACAUUACAACGGCAGCAGCAACCCCUGGUGAUCUCAACUUUGUGGAUGAAGAGGGUGACAUGCUCCCAUUAAGGACCUAUGGCAUGUUUUCAGUUGACUUCAGAGAUGACACAAGUAAGGAGGUUCUUGGAGCUGGAGCAGUCCAAGUGCUCCUUGACACGCAGCAUGUUAAAAUGCAAGAGCACAUUCCCAAAAUGAAGCUUUGGUCUUUAAACCCAGACACUGGUGUCUGGGAGGAGGAAAGUGAUUUCUCCUAUAGCACAACUACUGCUGGUGGUCAUGGACGAAGUAAGCGCGAGGAGCGCACCUUUCUAAUAGGCAACAUGGAGAUAAGAGAACGUAGGCUCUUCAAUUUAGAUGUGCCCGAAAACAGGCGCUGUUAUGUUAAAGUGCGUGCCUACAUGAGCGAUAAGUUUCUUCCUACUGAGCAACUGGAGGGAGUUGUCAUCAGUUUGAUAAACUUGGAGCCCAAACCUGGUUAUUCAUCUAAUCCCAGGGCAUGGGGUCGGUUUGACAGUGUCUUAACUGGGCCCAACGGUGCCUGCCUGCCUGCUUUUUGUGAUGCUAUGAGGCCGGAUGCUUACACCGCUUAUGUGACAGCAAUGCUAGGUGGGGAGGAGCUGGAGGCUGCUCCAUCUUCCCCCAAGAUGAAUCCAAACAUCAUUGGAGUGUCUCAACCAUAUCUAGAUAAAUUAGACUACCAGCGUUCUGAUCACGAGGACCCAGCUCUGAAGAAAACUGCAUUCAGAAUUAAUUUGGCAAAGCCUAACCAAAACAACCUCGAUGAGACCAACGGGCCGAUAUACCCGUACCAGAAUUUGUUAUCUUGUGAAAAUGCUCCUUUUGAUGCAAAUCAUUUCAGGUUUUUCAGAGUGGAAAAAGACAAGUAUGAAUACAACGUUGUUCCUUUUGAGGAGAAUGACUUGACGACCUGGACAGGAGACUACCUCUCCUGGUGGCCUAACCCCCAGGAGUUCAGAGCAUGCUUCAUCAAAGUCAAGAUUCACGGCCAGAAAGAAGUGAUGGUCCGGUCAAGGAAUCUAGGAGGAACACAUCCAGAGACGAGGGGCAAACUUUAUGGCAUUAGAGACAUUCGCAGUACUCGUGACAUGCGAGAAGCUAACACCUCAGCUGCAUGUCUUGAGUUCAAAUGUAGUGGCAUGUUAUUUGAUCAAGCAGAGGUGGACAGAUCCCUUAUAUCAGUGAUUCCACAAGGAAACUGCCGGAAGAUUGGUAUCAAUGGACUUCUACAGGAGUAUCUCAUUAAACAUCCCCCAGUUGCUCAGAACAAUGAGUCGCAUGCAUUCACCAUGUUAGCCCCUGUAGAUCCAUUAGGACACAACUAUGGCAUCUACACAGUCACAGACCAGAACCCCAGAGUUGCCAAAGAAAUUGCUAUUGGCCGUUGCUUUGAUGGCACCUCAGAUGGCUUUUCCAGAGAGAUGAAGUCAGACUUUGGUGUGGCACUGACCUUUAGUUGUCCAGAGAGAAAAAUAAACAGGGAAAGCCUCUUCCAGCGUCUGCAGACCAACCCGGGUCAAACACUGUCUCAGAUGGCAAGAGACAUGAGGGAAAUGGAAGGCCUACAGGGGCAGAGAUCAUCAACCCAGGUUGUGGCUUUUCCUGCAGAGCAGCGGGGAAGGACCCAAAGUCGGAGAGCUAGUUCUGCAAACAGAAGGAGAGCAUCCAUGCGAGCACAGCAGCGCCAAUAGAGGUGUCAAGGUUAUCUACGUUUAAUCUGACAGUAACAUUGAAAUGAUAUAUGUCUUUUUUUAUUCCUUGGACAUGAAUGGAGACUAAUUUGAAGGCCCUAAAUCUAGAGAGUAAAGAUGGUCUCAUUAAAAGUAUGACUUCUUUCAUUACAAAAGUGAAAAAGAAAACUAAGACUUUUGAGCAGAAUCUAGCAGUAUCCAUGUAUAUAAUUUGUCUUACAGUAACUUGAAGGUUUUGGUUUAUUAAUUUUGCUUUGUUUCAAUUAUAAAAGGUAAAUAUCACUUGACUA